Messenger RNA from Parnassius apollo (apollo), 516 nucleotides. NCBI's taxonomy places the organism in Eukaryota, Metazoa, Arthropoda, Insecta, Lepidoptera, Papilionidae. The record is from the annotation of a GenBank genome assembly.
AUGUCGCUAUCUAGUAAAAAGUGUUGUGUUCCUGGUUGUUUGGAUUCAGGAAGUAUGCAGAUGCCUCUGCAUUUAUUUCCAAAUCCAGAAAAAGAUAGACUACGCUUUAAUAUAUGGGUCCAUUCUAUUGGAGGACCACUGGCCCUACCCAAAUUCACCUUUGUAGAAAGAAGACCACUUCGACAGAUGAAGCACUCACCAGAAGAUGAACCAUCAACCACAAAAGAUUUUGCGGUUGAUGCCAUGGCUACAUCCAGCACUUAUGCCUGGAUGAAAGAAAACAUAGAUCCAUCUGUCAACAUCCCAGAGGUGUCAAAUAUUGUAACUGAAGUAAAUGCAGCUGAGAAAGUAAUACCAGAAGUGUCAAACAUUAUAAAAGAAUCUGCUUUUGAAAUAAAUGUAUCUGAGAAAAUAUAUAACUGGUGCACUAAAAGGAAAACCAAGACCAUUGUUUCUAAAAAAAUCAAAGCUGUUACAACAUUAGAACAUGAUUAUACCAGAAGCUUAUUCAAGUGA